GCCACGAGGCUUUCCCAAGGGCUUGUCUGAAUACCCUCAAUCCCUCACUAUGCACUAUUCUGACUCCAAACCUGGCCAAGGUGGUCAUAGCAGGCCCAUGUGCACCUUGACGUCCAAACGGUGAAUACACAUGAAUAAACAAGGACAAACGACAAAAGACAAACGAGCACUUCCAUUGGUUUCGUCCGCAAGGAGGAAAAAAAAUUAAAUAAAUUUUUUUUUUUCCUGCUGGUCUCAUCCUUCAACAACGGGUACCACAGCCAACCCCGUCUCCAGGUCACUCUCACCCCGCGGCUACACAAAGGGAGAACAAUAAAUCAAGGUAUCUCCUUAGCUUUCACAGCUCAGCCCCAGUUGCAGACAGGCAGAAAUGGCUCGCAAACAGAAAGACCGCGGCCGCAAGCGCGAGGGGGCGCAGGCAGACGCGAAGGCGCAGGAGGGCAAACAACGCGGCCAAGAGCUCGAGAGGGAUGCCGUCAUCGUCAAGAUGGAGGAGCCGGACACCGACGCCAAGUACAGCCAGAACGAGGACCGCGACGAGAUCGACGACCUCCUCGACUACGUCCACGUCAAGUUGGAGGACCUCGAGCUCGAGGACGAGAAGAUGGAGAACCUCGCCGUCUCGGAGGCCGAGGAGAACAAGGGCGGCGCUCCUCUCAAUGCGAAGAAGAAGAAGAAGAAGAAGAAGAAGACGACGACGAAGAAGAGCACCCAAACAGCCGGAGCCAAGAGCGAGGCCGCCGCCCUGCCUGACACCAAGACGAACAUCGCCCCCACCGCCAAGGACGCCGCCGCCCCCAAGACCAAGAAGGAGGAGCGGGCCAAGGUCAAGGAGGACUUCCUCGCGAGAUGGAGCGAGUACUUUGACAAGAGAGAGCUCGCCGACUGGCAGCGCCUCUGCUCCGACCUCGGCCUCCCCGGCGACCUACCCAGCAAGACCCAGUGCCGCAAGGCCCUCGAGAAGGUCCACGUGAACAUCAUACAGUUCCUCGAAGCCAAGGAAAAAGGCGAAGCUGUCCGUUUCUUCAAGAACGUGCGCGAGCUCGCGCUGUACACCCGGAAGAGGCGCCUGUGGGUGCCCAUCAAUGAGAUGCCCAAGGAAGACCCUUCCCGCAAGCUUCUUCGCGAGAUUGGCAGGUACGUUUGAUGGAUCGAGAUAGAGAGACAGAGAGAGAGGGGGGGAGAGAGACCCAAUGAUACGGAACCGGGACAACACGGGUUUUUGCGCGGGUACGAUGGAACAUUUUGGCUGGAUU
Molecule: messenger RNA, 1256 nt
Organism: Colletotrichum navitas
Lineage: Eukaryota; Fungi; Ascomycota; Sordariomycetes; Glomerellales; Glomerellaceae
Exons: 3
Coding region: 371-1147 (258 amino acids)
Source: RefSeq, a predicted model, not a curated record